AUGUCCUUGUUCAAGCGUACCUUCAGGUCGCAAGACCCCAAUGUCCGCGUCGACAAGACGUCCAGGCUGAAGAAGUCAAGCUCAAUCCGGGAUCACCAGAAGCUAUCGAAAAUGCAACAGUCCGUCACUGAGAAGCCCGCCAUGGCCCCGCCAGCCGCUCCCGCGCCGCUGCCAACCAAGACGGGUAAGUCCGUGGCCCCUUCGCCCAUCGUCACCUUGACUGUGGGACGCGAGGGCCGGCUGUUUGCCGCUCACGAGGACGUCCUCUUCCAGUCGCCCUUCUUCGAGGCCGCCUGCCGAGGCCAGUUCUUUGAGUCGCAGAGCAAGAGAAUAUCCCUCCCUGACGAAGAACCCGAGAUCUUCUCCUCCGUCCUCGAGUACCUCUACAAGGGUGACUACUACCCCCGCCUCAUGCACAACAGGCACCGCAACUCUUGGGAGCUCGAGGACGCUGUUAGAGGAACUCCCCAAACCUCCCCCAACCCCGAAAACACCACCCGAGGCGGCCGCGCAGCCGUCACCCCCUCCACUCCCACAACGACAACCACCACAACCCCGAGUGAGGCAACAAUCUUCGUCUCGGGAUGCGGGCAACACAUCCUCCGCGACACUGUCAUUUACUGUGCUGCGGAGCGGUACGGGCUCGAGGAGCUCAAGCGCCUGGCUCUGCGCAAGCAGGGUCUCCAGUCUGGUAUCGACAUCGGCACCAUCCUGCGCUCCGCCCAGUAUGCCUACGCCCACACCCCCGACUCAGACUCGCGGCUGCGCGCUCACUACCUCGCCCUGAUCAUCAGGUGUCGCAAGACAUUCAAGAGGAGCGGAACCAUGCAAGCCGAGAUGGAGCGCGGCGGUAGCAAGCUCUUCUUCGACCUGUUCGUGGCCAUGUGCAACCACCUCGACGACGUUAUCGACCACAGCAACGCGCGAACACCCAAGACCGUCUGA
Messenger RNA from Colletotrichum orchidophilum, 945 nucleotides. RefSeq lists its product as uncharacterized. NCBI's taxonomy places the organism in Eukaryota, Fungi, Ascomycota, Sordariomycetes, Glomerellales, Glomerellaceae. Gene Ontology annotation, molecular function: protein binding. Bases 1 to 945 code for a protein of 314 amino acids. The transcript has a single exon. The record is from RefSeq and is a predicted model, not a curated record.